Molecule: messenger RNA, 1854 nt
Organism: Plasmodium gallinaceum
Lineage: Eukaryota; Apicomplexa; Aconoidasida; Haemosporida; Plasmodiidae
Product: phenylalanine--tRNA ligase beta subunit, putative
Exons: 3
Coding region: 1-1854 (617 amino acids)
Biological process (GO): phenylalanyl-tRNA aminoacylation
Cellular component (GO): phenylalanine-tRNA ligase complex; cytoplasm
Molecular function (GO): phenylalanine-tRNA ligase activity; ATP binding; magnesium ion binding
Source: RefSeq, a predicted model, not a curated record
AUGCCAACGAUAUCUGUUUAUGAAGAAGAAUUAAUAGAAAAAAUAGGAGAAAAUAUUAGUGAAACAAAGUUAAAGGAUUUGUGUUUUGAUUUUGGUUUGGAAAUAGAUGAAGUUGAGUAUAAAAAUGAUAAAAAAAUUUACAAGAUAGAAGUACCUGCUAAUAGAUACGAUUUGAUAUGUGUAGAAGGUUUAGGUAGAGCCCUAAAAAAUUUUUUAGGAAAUUAUGAAAGAAUAAAAUAUGAACUGCUAAUUAAUGAUAAAGAUUUAUGCUUAAAAGAAAACCAGAUAAUAAGAGUUCAUGAAUCUGUUGAUGAAAGAAGAGGUUAUGUUGUGAGUUGUGCAUUAAAAAAUAUGAAAAUAAAUGAAAACGUUUAUAAUAAUAUUAUUGAAUUACAAGAAAAAUUGCAUCAUAAUAUAGGAAAGAAAAGAUCAAUAUUAGCUAUUGGAAUUCAUGAUUAUGAUAAAAUAAAGUUUCCACUAGAAUAUAAAUUUGAAGAAAAAGAAAAAAUUAAUUUUACACCUCUAAAUGAAAAAAAUAAUCUGAAUGGAAGUAAUUUGUUAAAUUUUUAUGAAAAUAAUUUAAAUUUAAAACCAUAUUUAAAAAUUAUAAAAGAUUUCGAAAGAUAUCCUAUAAUUGUAGAUGCAGACAAAAAGAUUAUAUCUUUGCCUCCUAUUAUUAAUUGUGAUCACACGAAAAUAACAUUAAACACAAAAAAUAUUUUUAUUGAAUGUACGGCUAUCGAUAAAAAUAAGGCAGAAAUAGCUUUGAAUAUUUUAUGUUCCAUGUUAUCAGAAUAUUGUACACCUAAGUAUUCUAUUUAUUCCUUUUUGGUAAAAUAUGAUGAAAAACAUGAGUUAGAAAAAGGAAGUAGCUAUUUAUAUCCAUUAUUUCAAAAAAAAAUGUUAAAAUGUGAUAUUGAUUAUGUUAGGAAACUAUCUGGAAUUUCAGAUAUAACUAUAGAUUCCAUUGAAAAAUUAUUAAAGAAAAUGAUGAUAUCUAUAAAUGUUAUUGAUGAGUUUUGUUUUAAUAUUGAAGUACCUUUUUAUAGAUCAGAUAUAAUGCAUUGUUGUGAUAUUAUUGAAGAUAUUGCAAUUGCAUAUGGAUAUGGAAAUAUAUUACCUCAGAAUAGUAAAUUCUCUAAAAAGAAUAUACUAAAUACUUGCUCUGAUUUAUUUAAAAAUGCAUUAGUUGAAUGUGGAUAUACAGAAGUUAUGACUAAUACUUUAGUAUCCAAAAAAGAAAAUUAUGAUUAUAUGUUGAGAAAUCAUAUGAGUUAUGAUACUUCUGAAAUAAAUAUGGAUGAAUAUAACCCUUUAGCACCUCCUGUUCAAAUUUUAAAUUCUAAAACAUCUGAAUACGAAAUUGUUCGAACAUCUUUAAUUGUAAAUUUAUUAAAAUUUGUAUCAACAAAUAAACACAGAGAACUACCAUUACGUUUCUUUGAAAUUGGUGAUGUUGCAUAUACCUCUUAUAACAUGACAGAUACUAAUGCAGUUAACAAAAGACAUCUAUCUGUUAUAUUUGCUGAUAAGUUUACUGCAGGGCUGGAAGAAUUACAUGGAAUAUUAGAAGCUAUUUUAAAAGAAUUUAAUUUAUUUAGCGAUUAUAAAAUAGAGGAAAAAAAAAAAGAAAAUAUUUAUGUUCGAUCAGAUAUAUUCUAUAAGUUAAUACCAAAAGAAGAUUUCUCUUUUUUAAAUGAAAGAAUAGUUGAUAUUAUUUUACAUCCAUUCAAUCUAAAAUUUGGUGUGUUAGGCGUAAUUCAUCCAAAAGUUUUAGAAAAUUUUUCUAUUGAUGUUCCUGUAUCUACUAUAGAGAUAAAUAUUCAAACCCUAAUGAAUGCUUUGAUUAUGUGA